Condylura cristata (star-nosed mole) is the source of this 5053-nucleotide messenger RNA. It is a transcript of the gene USP47, whose product is annotated as ubiquitin specific peptidase 47. Gene Ontology annotation, molecular function: cysteine-type deubiquitinase activity; cysteine-type endopeptidase activity. Gene Ontology annotation, biological process: protein deubiquitination. Lineage: Eukaryota; Metazoa; Chordata; Mammalia; Eulipotyphla; Talpidae. The coding region runs from base 225 to 4292 and encodes 1355 amino acids. The transcript is spliced from 28 exons. The record is from RefSeq and is a predicted model, not a curated record. Gene Ontology annotation, cellular component: nucleus; cytosol.
GGGCCGACGACUAAGGCGACGACGGCAGCGGCGGCGGCGGCGGCGGAGCCGUGGGUCGGUGUCUGCGCGCUGGAGUCUGAGGCCCAGGCUGAGGCCUCCGCGGUUGCCGGAGCUCAGACUGUGCACGGGAUGACUUCUACCGCCAUUCUCCCCUGAGAAAUAGAGCCGCCGCCACUCUCCUCCCUCUCCCGAAAGGGCGGAGAGGAGCGGCCGGAGUUUGAGCGAUGGUGCCCGGCGAGGAGAACCAACUGGUCGCGAAAGAGAUAGAAAAUGCUGCUGAAGAACCUAGAGUCUUAUGUAUAAUACAAGAUACUACUAACUCAAAGACAGUGAAUGAACGGAUCACUCUAAACUUACCAGCUUCUACUCCACUCAGAAAGCUCUUUGAAGAUGUGGCUAACAAAGUAGGCUACAUAAAUGGAACCUUUGAUUUGGUGUGGGGCAAUGGAAUCAAUACUGCUGAUAUGGCUCCACUGGAUCAUACCAGUGACAAGUCUCUUCUUGAUGCUAAUUUUGAGCCAGGAAAGAAGAACUUUCUGCAUUUAACAGAUAAAGAUGGUGAACAGCCUCAGAUACUGCUGGAGGACUCCAGUGCUGGGGAUGACAAUGUCCAUGACAGAUUUAUAGGUCCACUUCCAAGAGAAGGGUCUGUGGGCUCUACCAGUGAUUAUGUCAGCCAAAACUACUCCUAUUCAUCUAUUUUGAAUAAAUCAGAAACUGGAUAUGUGGGAUUAGUAAACCAGGCUAUGACUUGCUAUUUGAAUAGCCUUUUGCAGACACUUUUUAUGACUCCAGAAUUUAGGAAUGCAUUAUAUAAGUGGGAAUUUGAAGAAUCUGAAGAAGAUCCAGUGACAAGUAUACCAUUUCAACUUCAAAGGCUUUUUGUUUUGUUACAAACCAGCAAAAAGAGAGCAAUUGAAACCACAGAUGUUACAAGGAGCUUUGGAUGGGACAGUAGUGAGGCUUGGCAGCAGCAUGAUGUACAAGAACUAUGCAGAGUCAUGUUUGAUGCGUUGGAGCAGAAAUGGAAACAAACAGAACAGGCUGAUCUUAUAAAUGAACUCUAUCAAGGCAAGCUGAAGGACUACGUGAGAUGUCUGGAAUGUGGUUAUGAGGGAUGGAGAAUUGACACCUAUCUUGAUAUUCCAUUGGUCAUCCGACCUUAUGGAUCCAACCAAGCAUUUACUAGUGUGGAAGAAGCAUUACAUGCAUUUAUUCAGCCAGAGAUUCUGGAUGGCCCAAAUCAAUAUUUUUGUGAACGCUGCAAAAAGAAAUGUGAUGCACGGAAGGGUCUUCGGUUUUUGCAUUUCCCUUACCUGCUGACCUUACAAUUGAAAAGGUUUGAUUUUGAUUACACAACCAUGCACAGGAUUAAAUUGAAUGAUCGGAUGACAUUUCCUGAGGAGCUAGAUAUGAGUACAUUUAUUGAUGUUGAAGAUGAGAAAUCUCCUCAGACUGAAAGUUGCACUGACAGUGGAGCAGAAAAUGAAGGCAGUUGUCACAGUGAUCAAAUGAGCAAUGAUUUCUCCAAUGAUGAUGGUGUUGAUGAAGGGAUCUGCCUUGAAAGCAGUAGUGGAACUGAAAAGAUCACAAAACCUGGUCUUGAAAAGAAUUCCUUGAUCUAUGAGCUCUUCUCCGUUAUGGUUCAUUCAGGGAGUGCUGCUGGUGGUCAUUAUUAUGCUUGUAUAAAGUCAUUCAGUGAUGAACAGUGGUACAGCUUCAAUGAUCAACAUGUCAGCAGGAUAACACAAGAGGACAUUAAGAAAACACAUGGUGGCUCUUCAGGCAGCAGAGGGUAUUACUCCAGUGCUUUUGCAAGCUCCACAAAUGCAUAUAUGCUGAUAUAUAGAAUGAAGGAUCCGGCAAGAAAUGCAAAAUUUCUAGAAGUAGAUGAAUAUCCAGAACAUAUUAAAAAUUUGGUGCAGAGAGAGAGAGAAUUGGAAGAACAAGAAAAGAGGCAACGGGAAAUUGAGCGCAAUACAUGCAAGAUAAAAUUAUUCUGUUUGCAUCCUGUGAAGCAAGUAAUGAUGGAAAAUAAAUUGGAGGUUCACAAGGAUAAGACAUUAAAGGAAGCAGUAGAAAUGGCUUAUAAGAUGAUGGAUUUAGAAGAGGUAAUACCCAUAGAUUGCUGUCGCCUUAUUAAAUAUGAUGAGUUUCAUGAUUAUCUAGAGCGAUCCUAUGAAGGAGAAGAAGAUACACCAAUGGGACUUUUACUAGGUGGAGUCAAGUCAACAUACAUGUUUGAUUUGCUAUUGGAGACGAGAAAACCUGAUCAAGUUUUCCAGUCUUACAAACCUGGAGAAGUGAUGGUGAAAGUUCAUGUUGUUGAUCUGAAAGCAGAAUCUGUAGCUGCCCCUAUCACUGUUCGAGCUUACUUAAAUCAAACAGUUACAGAGUUCAAACAACUUAUUUCAAAGGCCAUCCACUUACCUGCUGAAACCAUGAGAAUAGUGCUAGAACGCUGCGGCAAUGAUUUGCGUCUUCUCACUGUGCCCAGUAAAACCCUGAAAACGGAAGGUUUUUUUAGAAGUAACAAGGUGUUUGUUGAAAGUUCUGAGACUUUGGAUUACCAGAUCACCUUUACAGACUCUCAUUUAUGGAAACUCUUAGAUCGUCAUGCAAACACAAUUAGAUUAUUUGUUUUGUUACCUGAACAGUCCCCUGGAUCUUAUUCCAAAAGGACAGCAUAUCAGAAAGCUGGGGGUGAUUCUGGUAAUGUGGAUGAUGACUGUGAAAGAGUCAAAGGACCUGGAGGGAGCCUGAAGUCUGUGGAAGCUAUUCUAGAAGAAAGCACUGAAAAACUCAAAAGCUUGUCAUUACAGCAGCAGCAAGAUGGAGAUAAUGGGGACAGCAGCAAAAGUACUGAGACAAGUGACUUUGAAAACAUCGAAUCACCUCUCAAUGAGAGGCACUCUUCAGCAUCAGUGGAUAAUAGAGAACUUGAACAGCAUAUUCAGACUUCUGAUCCAGAAAAUUUUCAAUCUGAAGAACGAUCAGACUCAGAUGUGAAUAAUGACAGGAGUACAAGUUCAGUGGAUAGUGAUAUUCUUAGCUCCAGCCAUAGCAGUGAUACUUUGUGCAAUGCAGAUAGUGCUCAGAUCCCUUUGGCUAAUGGACUUGACUCUCAUAGUAUCACAAGUAGUAGGAGAACUAAAGCAAAUGAAGGCAUAAAGGAGACAUGGGAUACAGCAGAAGAAGACUCUGGAACUGAUAGUGAAUAUGAUGAAAGUGGCAAGAGUAGGGGAGAAAUACAGUACAUGUAUUUCACAGCAGAGCCCUAUGCUGCAGAUGAAGGUUCUGGGGAAGGACACAAAUGGUUGAUGGUGCAUGUUGAUAAAAGAAUUACUCUGGCUGCUUUCAAACAACAUUUGGAGCCCUUUGUUGGAGUUUUGUCCUCUCAUUUCAAAGUCUUUCGAGUAUAUGGCAGCAAUCAAGAGUUUGAGAGCGUCCGAUUGAAUGAGACACUUUCAUCAUUUUCAGAUGACAAUAAGAUCACAAUUAGACUGGGAAGAGCACUUAAAAAAGGAGAAUACAGAGUUAAAGUGUACCAGAUUCUAGUCAAUGAACAAGAGCCGUGCAAGUUUCUGCUAGAUGCUGUGUUUGCUAAAGGAAUGACUGUACAGCAAUCAAAAGAGGAAUUAAUUCCUCUACUCAGGGAGCAGUGUGGUCUAGAGCUCAGUAUUGACAGAUUUCGUCUAAGGAAAAAAACGUGGAAGAAUCCUGGCACUGUCUUUUUGGAUUACCAUAUUUAUGAAGAAGAUAUUAAUAUUUCCAGCAACUGGGAGGUUUUCCUUGAAGUUCUUGAUGGGGUGGAAAAGAUGAAAUCUAUGUCACAGCUUUCAGUUUUGUCAAGACGGUGGAGACCUUCAGAGAUGAAAUUAGAUCCCUUCCAGGAGGUUGUACUGGAGAGCAGUAGUGUUGAUGAAUUGCGAGAAAAGCUCUGUGAAAUCAGUGGAAUCCCUUUGGAAGACAUUGAAUUUGCCAAGGGUAGAGGAAAUUUUCCCUGUGAUAUUUCUGUCCUUGAUAUUCAUCAGGAUUUAGACUGGAACCCUAAAGUCUCUACCCUGAAUGUCUGGCCUCUUUAUAUCUGUGAUGAUGGUGCAGUCAUAUUUUAUAGGGAUAAAACGGAAGAAUUAAUGGAGCUGACAGACGAGCAAAGAAAUGAACUUAUGAAAAAAGAAAGUAGUCGACUUCAGAAGACAGGACACCGUGUGACGUACUCACCUCGGAAAGAGAAAGCACUAAAAAUAUAUCUGGAUGGAGCACCAAAUAAAGAUCUGACUCAAGACUGACUCGGCUAGUGUAGCAUUUUCCCUGGGGAACUUUUGGUUUUAAUUAGACGGUUCACUACUACUGUGUAGUGCCAUUAUGGCCGGACAUGGUUAGGGGUAACCCAGUGACACCAGCACUGAUUGGGACUGCCCUUCACCAAUCAGAAGCUCAGUGCCCAAUGGGCCACUGUUUUGACUUGGAAUCAUGUUGUGCACUAUAGUCAAAUGUACUGUAAAGUGAAAAGGGAUGUGCAAAAAUAUAAAAGCAAAAAAGUAAAACCUGCUACUAGUAAAGGGGAAGGGGAUGAGUACACUUCUUUUAUUGUGGACAAAUGUGCACAUAGCCGCUAGUAAAACUAGCCUCAAACAGGAUGCUCAUAGCUUAAUAAUAAAAGCUGUGCAAAGGCCAUGAAUGAAUGAAUUUUCUGUUUAUUUCACUGAUACACACAUUACCUCAUUGACAAUUGGGAAGUAAAUGCAACGUGUGUUGACUCCUGAAAAGCAGCAUAAAGAGCUGAAGAAAGAAAUUCUUAGAACCAGCCGUAACCCAGUAAAGAAUUGUGAAGUUGUGUUUUUAAUUUCUUUCAUUUUUUUUGCUAAGUAUUAAGAACAUUAUUCUGAAAUAUCAAGAUGUUUCCCUUAAACCGCUCCCAGCAGGUGGCAGCUCAAAUUGCUGCAAUAUUGUAAUUAUAACUGAUUGUACUUAAGUUAUGGAUGUAGACAGUAUGUUUCACUCAUUCAUUCAGCAUGUAAAUAAAAUUGAUCCUAUUGAGUUAUCAUAA